Capra hircus (goat) is the source of this 1632-nucleotide messenger RNA. RefSeq names its product TGFB induced factor homeobox 1 (gene TGIF1). Gene Ontology annotation, molecular function: RNA polymerase II cis-regulatory region sequence-specific DNA binding; DNA-binding transcription factor activity, RNA polymerase II-specific. Lineage: Eukaryota; Metazoa; Chordata; Mammalia; Artiodactyla; Bovidae. Gene Ontology annotation, biological process: regulation of transcription by RNA polymerase II. The record is from RefSeq and is a predicted model, not a curated record. The transcript is spliced from 3 exons. The coding region runs from base 319 to 1137 and encodes 272 amino acids.
GACAGCGCCGAGGUGCGCCGAGCAGGAGCCGCGAACAAAGGAGCGGAGUGGGGAGGGGAGCGAGUUAGGCGAGGGAGCGUCCCCGGCCCGCUGCCAGAAGAUCCCGGCGGGAGGAAGCCCGAGUGUCACUUGAAUUCCGCCCGAGGAGCGGGCGCCUGGGAUUCGAGUGCCGCCGUGUUUAGCAAUAACGGCUGGAGCGCGUCCUCCAAGUUACGGGAGAGUCGGCCGGGAAGGAGGACGACCGCUCGGCCCCUCCGUCCCCGCUCCUGGCCCCUGGAGACCCCCGCUGUCGCCUGGCACUGGCCGGGGAACUCCAGAAUGAAAAGCAAGAAAGGUGUUGUGGCCGCGUCUGGCAGUGAGACUGAAGAUGAUGACAGCAUGGACAGUCCCCUGGACCUCUCCUCUUCUGCUGGCUCAGGCAAGAGAAGGCGGAGGGGCAACCUGCCGAAGGAAUCAGUUCAGAUUCUCCGCGACUGGUUGUAUGAACACCGAUACAAUGCCUACCCCUCAGAGCAAGAAAAAGCGUUACUGUCCCAGCAAACACACUUAUCUACACUACAGGUCUGUAACUGGUUUAUCAACGCCCGGCGCAGGCUCCUCCCCGACAUGCUGAGAAAAGAUGGCAAAGAUCCAAAUCGGUUCACAAUUUCCCGCCGUGGGGCCAAGAUGACUGAAGCCAGCUCUGUGGAGUCAGCAGUGAGCAUUAGGAACCUCAUGCCAGCUCUAGAAGAGAGCCCGUUUCACUCCUGUACAGCUGGGCCCAACCCAGCCCUGGGGAGGCCACUGUCUCCUAAGCCGUCCUCCCCAGGAUCCAUUUUGGCUCGUCCAUCAGUGAUCUGUCAUACCACCGUGACUGCGUUAAAAGAUGUGCCUUUCUCUCUCUGCCAGUCAGUUGGUGUGGGACAAAACACAGAUAUACAGCAGAUGGCCAACAGCAGCUUUACAGACACCUCCCUCAUGUACGCAGAGGACUCCUGUAAAUCUGGACCAAGUGCAAACACACAGAGUGGUCUUUUCAACACUCCUCCCCCUACUCCACCGGACCUCAACCAAGAUUUCAGUGGAAUUCAGCUUCUGGUAGAUGUUGCACUCAAACAGGCUGCAGAGAUGGAGCUUCAGGCAAAACUUAUGGCUUAACCCCCCCUUUUUUUUCCCCAAGCAAAACAGUUCUCAAAAAAAUGUUAUGAUUGCUGGGAUGAUAGCAAAAGAUGAAUUGCAUUAUUUUAUAUAUUUUUUUAUUAAUAUUUGCACAUGGGAUUGCUAAAAUGAAGCUUCCUGUUACUGAAAUGUCGUCAAUGGAAUACAGUCAUUCCAAGAACUAUAAACUCAGAGCUACUGUAGAAACAAAGGGUUUUCUUUUUUUAAUGUUUCUUGGUAGAUUAUUCAUAAUGUGAGAUGGUUCCCAAGAUCAUGUGAUUUUUUUUUCCCCCUUCCCUUCCCUUUUUUUUUGGUUGAUGUUUUUUUCAGACUGUGCAAUACUUAGAGAACCUAUAGCAUCUUCUCAUUCCCAUGUGGAACAGGAUGCCCACAUACUGUCUAAUUAAUAAAUUUUCAAUUGUUUUUUCAAACAAGUAUGAAUCUAGUUGAUUGAUGCAUUUUUUUCAUGACAUAAUAAAGUAUUUUCUUUAAAAA